AUGGACGACGAAAUCCGACCAGCCUGGCAGUCCCCAACUUGCGCUCCCAAUUCUCCAGGGAUUGAUCGAGAUAGCUGGAAAACCGCUCCAGGCUCACCGAGAGAAGACUUCAGAUUCAACAUUGACGCUGUUACUGAGGAUUGCGGAACAUAUUCCAGCGAUAUUAAGAAGUCGAGUAGAGAGCCAUACGUGCCGAGGCAGGAGUUCAACAAAAUUCUUGACUAUGCCGAACAUAAUUCAGAUAUCAACGGCAUCGACUGGAGACCUGGCUUCAAAAAUCAGUUUCCAUGGAUCGGCUUUGCGGGACUCGUGGUCAUCUUCGUGGCAACUGCUACGGCUGUGGUAAUUCUGGUGUCCUCGCACAAGAAGCGCGUCAAGGACUGGCCGUUUACGAGCUUUUAUGCGAUUGUCACUUCCGGUCGAUACUUCAACCUGGUCGCCCUCGCCGCACUCAUGACCAAAUUUGCUGUUGUCGAUAGUACCCUCUUCCAGAAAGCGACGAGGACGAUCGUAACUCAGCAAAAGGAGUACGCCAAUUCCACCAUGACUGGAUGGGUUGAGAGAGACUGGCCUGCGAAUUUUGGCGGGAUUCCGGGAGCAGAUGGUCAUAUCAAGACUGUGGAUGCGGCAUGGGCCAGCGUCUUGGAUGCAUACAACGGCAAGCUCGCCAAUAGCAAGGUGCACGAUUCCCUCAAUGACACGGCAUCUUUCUUCGAUUGUCCCUAUAGACAGGAAUGCAGUGGUGCUAUCGAAGGCUUGGGCUUUGCUUUCGAUUGCACCACCGAAUACGAAAAUGUUGACUAUGGGCUACGACAAUGGGAGGGAUCUGAACAUUCCGGAAUACCUUACCCGUUGUGGGAUGUCAAAUUUAGACCAUCAUGGGCAAACGAAACCAAGACAUACGCCAGUAUCGAACUCAAGAUGCGGUAUGUCGACAGCCACGCCGGGAAGGACGAGCAUUCCUGUCCAGGGACUAUGAAUAUCCGCACAUGCGAGAUUAGGCCCGCAGUCGUUCGGUACCCCGUUACGGUCAUGGUACCAAGUAAAGAAGAACUAGAUGGCGGAAAUAUCGUUACACAUAUCAAGUUCUUCAAUGACGACCGGUUCUGGAGAACCGGUACUAACUUGAACGAUAUCACCCAAAUCGACGACUUGAAGGUACUGAAUACCGCCAAGCUCAACGAGUACUUCAACGAGACCUCUACUGUCGGAGCCCUGGCCUACAUCAUGAACAACCUCUAUGAAUCCUCCGCAAAUAUCAGCCACGGCUCCACCUGGGAUAUCGUCGCGCGCGGCGCUUCAGCUCAAUCCAUCUUCUACGCCGAAUCAGAUGAAUCAGAGGACCGCUGCUGGUACAAUAUUAAGAAACCCGGUCGAGAUGAUCCUACCAUCGAGCUCUUGCGCAAACUAAAUACCUUGAGUUUCGUAACCGCUCUGUACAUCAAAGGCGCGCCCACAACCGAUAGAGACAAACGCAAAGCCCUCGGUAUGACCAGCCAAAACAUCACCACAUCAAUCACCGGCAUCGUAGAAGAAUACCUCACCUCCUCCGCCUACGUCUACGGCGCCCUCGCAGCAACCUUCAUCACCGUCAUACUCGUCCUACCCGUCUACUGGGGUUUCUGGCAACUCGGCCGUAAAGUCACCUUGGGUCCACUUGAGAUCUCACAAGCCUUCGGCGCGCCCAUCAUCGCGCCCGACAAGAUGAAAGCGUAUCACGGCGACUUCGAUCAGGUGCUUGAGGAUGUUGGGGAUAGGAGAGUGCAGUAUGGGCAGCUCAGGAAUGCGCCGCCGGGGCAGAUGGGGCUUGCGGAGCCGGAGAAGGUGGUGGUACCUAAGGCUAGUCAUCGGUGGCGGGUUAGUGGACAGAGGGAGAACAGGAGGAUUGGGCUGGGUGCGGUCUUUGGAGGUGCAGUUGCUUCUACCAUGUCGGGGAAUGCGAGGGAUUGA
Molecule: messenger RNA, 1950 nt
Organism: Alternaria conjuncta
Lineage: Eukaryota; Fungi; Ascomycota; Dothideomycetes; Pleosporales; Pleosporaceae
Exons: 2
Coding region: 1-1950 (649 amino acids)
Source: RefSeq, a predicted model, not a curated record